CUCGAUAAUUGUAAAGAGAGGGAUUGUUCGAAGGAACAAGAAAGAAUAAUAAGGGAUGCAAUACUUUCGGUGGAUUCGCAAAGAAGGCCCAAAGUUUUCACUCCACAGGCAUUACAGCUCAAACCGGGGAGCUUCAUCUACAGUGACGACGGCUUCCUUUUGAUCGCCCGACGACUGAGUUUUAUCGUCUUCUGCUCACAAUAAAUAGAACAAAAGAUCGGAUUUUUGAUCUGAGUUUGGGAGGAGAAGGGCAGAUCUGGAGCAAAAUUGGGACUGUGGGUGUGGUCUCUUUGUUUUGAACAAUGGAGGCCAGUGCCGGUUUAGUUGCAGGUUCUCACAACAGGAAUGAACUGGUCGUCAUCCGUCGAGAGGGAGAAUCUGGCCCCAAGCCGUUGCAGCCAAUCAGUGGGCAAAUCUGCCAGAUUUGUGGGGAUGAUGUGGGACUUACUGUCGAUGGAGAGCUCUUUGUUGCCUGCAACGAAUGUGCUUUCCCAAUUUGCAGGACUUGUUACGAGUACGAGCGUAGAGAAGGAAGCCAGGUCUGCCCACAGUGCAAAACUAGGUUCAAACGUCUGAAGGGAUGUGCUAGAGUUGCGGGUGAUGAAGAAGAAGAUGAUAUCGACGACCUUGAGAAUGAAUUUAGUUUUACCGGAAGGGACAAACAGGAUAUGCAGUAUCUUGCAGAGGCCAUGCUUCAGGGGCACAUGAGCUAUGGCCGAGCCGGAGAUGCAGAUAUGCCUCAAGUAGCUCAUACAAUACCACAAGUUCCUCUGCUUACCAACGGUCAAAUGGUUGAUGAUAUACCUCCUGAACAGCACGCUUUGGUCCCUUCUUUCAUGGGUGGCGGAGGGAAAAGGAUCCACCCCCUUCCAUUCGCAGAUCCUAGCCUUCCAGUUCAACCUAGAUCCAUGGAUCCAUCGAAGGACUUGGCUGCAUAUGGUUAUGGAAGUGUGGCUUGGAAAGAGAGGAUGGAGAAUUGGAAGCAAAAGCAAGAGAAGUUACAAGUGGUGAAGAAUGAAAAUGGUAGCAAAGAUUGGGAUAAUGAUGGUGAUGGGCCAGAUCUACCGCUAAUGGAUGAGGCUAGACAACCACUAUCAAGGAAAUUGCCAAUUCCAUCAAGCCAAAUCAACCCUUAUCGCAUGAUCAUCAUAAUACGGCUUGUAAUUGUUGGGUUCUUCUUUCAUUACCGAAUAACGCAUCCAGCACCUGAUGCAUAUGCAUUAUGGCUCAUAUCUGUGAUAUGUGAGAUAUGGUUUGCAGUUUCAUGGAUCCUUGAUCAGUUUCCGAAGUGGCUCCCAAUUGACCGAGAAACUUAUCUAGAUAGGUUAUCGUUGAGGUAUGAGAAAGAAGGCCAUCCGUCUCAACUCUCUUCUGUUGAUAUAUUUGUGAGUACGGUAGAUCCAUUAAAGGAGCCUCCUCUUGUCACUGCAAAUACUGUUUUGUCCAUUCUUGCUGUGGACUACCCUGUCGAAAAGGUUUCCUGCUAUGUUUCAGAUGAUGGUGCUGCUAUGUUAACAUUUGAAGCAUUGUCUGAAACAUCUGAGUUUGCACGGAAGUGGGUCCCUUUUUGCAAGAAGUUCAAUAUUGAGCCACGAGCACCUGAAUGGUAUUUUGCUCAGAAGAUUGAUUAUCUCAAGGAUAAGGUCCUGCCUUCAUUUGUGAAGGAGCGGAGGGCGAUGAAGAGAGAAUAUGAGGAGUUCAAGGUUCGGAUCAAUGCUUUGGUUGCUAAGGCACAAAAAGUCCCUGAAGAAGGGUGGACAAUGCAGGAUGGGACUCCAUGGCCUGGUAAUAAUGUCCGAGAUCACCCAGGCAUGAUUCAGGUAUUUCUGGGUCAAAGUGGGGGGCAUGACACUGAAGGAAAUGAACUCCCUCGCCUGGUUUAUGUCUCUAGGGAAAAGAGGCCUGGAUUUAAUCACCAUAAAAAGGCUGGUGCCAUGAAUGCUUUGGUCAGAGUCUCUGCUGUGCUGACAAAUGCACCAUAUCUAUUGAACUUGGAUUGUGAUCACUACAUCAAUAACAGUAAGGCUCUCAGGGAGGCAAUGUGUUUCAUGAUGGACCCUUUGAUGGGAAASAAAGUUUGUUAUGUUCAAUUCCCACAAAGGUUUGAUGGUAUUGAUAGGCAUGACCGAUAUGCUAAUCGGAAUGUUGUAUUCUUUGAUAUUAACAUGAAAGGUCUAGAUGGGAUUCAAGGACCUAUUUAUGUGGGGACAGGAUGUGUAUUUAGAAGGCAGGCACUCUAUGGUUAUGAUGCUCCAAAGACAAAGAAGCCACCAACAAGGACAUGCAAUUGUUGGCCAAAGUGGUGCUGUUGCGGAUGCUGUUGUUCUGGGAGGAGGAAGAAGAAGACUACUAAGCCUAAGUCUGAGAAGAAGAAAAGGGGUUCCAGAAAUUUACCACCUGCAUAUGCUUUGGAAAGUAUCGAGAAGGGUACUGAAGGGAUUGAGAGUGCAAAAUCAACUGUGAUAUCUGAGGAUAAGUUAGAAAAGAGGUUUGGCCAGUCUCCUGUGUUUGCUGCAUCCACCCUUCUUGAGAAUGGUGGGACACUGAAAAGUGCAAGCCCUGCAUCUCUGCUGAAAGAAGCCAUUCAUGUCAUCAGCUGUGGCUAUGAAGAUAAGACAGAUUGGGGAAAAGAGGUUGGUUGGAUCUAUGGUUCUGUUACAGAAGAUAUCCUUACUGGUUUUAAGAUGCACUGCCAUGGAUGGCGAUCAAUAUAUUGUAUCCCACCUAGGCCAGCAUUUAAAGGAUCAGCACCCAUCAAUCUCUCUGAUCGUCUUAACCAGGUCCUUCGAUGGGCUCUUGGUUCUGUAGAGAUUUUCUUGAGCAGGCACUGCCCUAUAUGGUAUGGAUAUGGAGGUGGUUUGAAAUGGUUGGAACGUUGGUCUUACAUAGGUGCUACUGUAUAUCCGUUGACAUCAAUUCCACUGUUGGCAUAUUGUACCUUACCUGCUGUGUGCUUGCUCACAGGAAAAUUUAUCACACCGGAGCUUAGCAACAUUGCAAGUUUAUGGUUCAUAUCACUUUUCAUAUGUAUUUUUGCUACAAGUAUCCUGGAAAUGAGAUGGAGUGGUAUUGGUCUUGAUGACUGGUGGAGGAAUGAACAGUUUUGGGUCAUUGGAGGUGUUUCUGCACAUCUUUUUGCAGUCUUCCAGGGACUCUUGAAAGUAUUGGCUGGUAUAGAUACCAACUUCACUGUGACAUCAAAGGCUGGGGAUGAUGAGGAGUUUUCAGAGCUAUAUGCAUUCAAGUGGACCACAUUGCUUAUCCCUCCAACAACACUUUUAAUAAUAAACCUCAUUGGGGUUGUUGCUGGUAUCUCAAAUGCAAUAAACAAUGGGUACGAGUCAUGGGGUCCUUUGUUUGGUAAGCUCUUUUUCUCUUUUUGGGUGAUUGUCCACCUCUAUCCAUUCCUCAAAGGUUUAUUGGGCCGACAGAACAGGACACCCACUAUUAUUAUUGUCUGGUCCAUUCUGCUUGCUUCYAUCUUCUCCCUUUUGUGGGUCCGGAUUGAUCCAUUCUUGGCCAAGUCGGAUGGCCCUGUACUAGAGGAAUGCGGACUAGACUGUAAUUAGCAGGUAUGUAAGCAUCCGGCCCUUGGGGGUCAAUGGAGAACACUGGAGCUUAAUUUGGUGACGUCUCGUUCGCAUUACAUGAGCCAUGAUGGUUGUUUUUUUUUCUGAGAAGAAACGAGACUUUAGUUUGGUGAGGUUCUGCAAUCUGUAGAUAAUGUUUGGGUUGUGUUGGCAAUAUUUUUGGGGUGGGACGAAAGACACUGCUUUGGGCGAAGGGAAUAUAAGAUGGUCAAGCUCUUCUCAGAUCUCACCGCUGUGUAAGUUUAUUUUGUCAGAGAUUAUUAGGCAGUUUCACAGAAGUGCUUCUUGAUUCUUUAUUAGUUUGCUGAAAACGAGGAAGAGACAGAGGGGUCAGCCACAUUGUUAGUUUGUUACCGCUGUUGUUAGUUGAUCUGGUCUCUCUAGAUUUUUCUUUGCAAUAAGCGCAGGCAUUUACCUGCAUUAUGUAACAAUGAUAGCCAGAACUAAGAAAGGUUUCGUAAGUUGGGGCUUAUUUUCUACUGUUACAUGGUCAACGUCUGAUCCUGCUGGCUAUGGGAUCACAUGGCAAUGCAGUGGAAGGUCAAUAGAGUCAUGAAUUUAUGGCAUUGUCCUAGUGAUUAGCUGUGAUGAGUUUGCUCUAUGAUUAUGCUUCGGGCAUGGAUACCACCAGUUCAGAGAUACUUCAGUCAUUGUCUCAUUGGAGGUGUUUGCAAGUAAUAGGGUGGAUGAUUCCUCAUUCCUCUUCAGGUAAUUUUUAGGGUUUAUACUGUAAUAAGAAUCAAUGUGUUGAAAAAAUAAAAAAAGAAAAACGAACAGAUUUUGUAUUUUCUUCGAGUUAGGAUCUACAAGUUGCCACUCAUGGUACAGCAUGAAAGUAAAUCGUUUA
Nelumbo nucifera (sacred lotus) is the source of this 4437-nucleotide messenger RNA. RefSeq names its product putative cellulose synthase A catalytic subunit 5 [UDP-forming]. The record is from RefSeq and is a predicted model, not a curated record. Gene Ontology annotation, biological process: cellulose biosynthetic process. Gene Ontology annotation, cellular component: membrane. Gene Ontology annotation, molecular function: cellulose synthase (UDP-forming) activity. NCBI's taxonomy places the organism in Eukaryota, Viridiplantae, Streptophyta, Magnoliopsida, Proteales, Nelumbonaceae.